AUGUUUUCCUCAGAAUUCGGUGAUCUUUUCAACGGUACAAUAGAUGGUGGGAGUCAGUUGUCAUCAUCAGAUUUAUCGAUGACUUCCAGUCUCACUUUGCUGCGUAACGUUUCCGCAGCUCCGCCGUCCGGUUCCUUAGCACCAGUAACAACAACAACGGCAAUUAUUAAUCCUGAGCGAGCAUCUCCUUCCGGUGGUUGUACCGGCGCAGCACAACUUCCUUCCGCCGCAGAUCCACACACUCUAGAGCAUUUGUUUCGACCAGACUUGCACCACCUCCGUCCCGAUAGUCAAAGUGCGCUUACCUCUACUUUGGCGAUCCCCGACUCAAGUCCUUAUCCGGAUGUAUCCAAAAGACACACAACUAUGAAGAAAGAGCAACGGCCCGUCACUGAGCAUGCGUCUUUGUCAUCUUCGGCAGCGGGGAAGUUGAAUUCAACGAACGCGGCCGUUGCGUUUCCUGCACAAACCUCUCAUGCACGUGGCACACUUCGCUGUCCGUUUUGCGAUAAGGCUACGAAUGGUGAUCCCAGCGCCAUAACGGUGGCCGCGGUCGCUCUUCUCUCCUCGUCUGGCUUGGUCGAUAAAGAAGAACCGGGAAGUGCACGGGAAUUGAACGUUACCACCAACAGCAGCAACAUUGGUGAGAAUGCCCAUAACGGUAGUGCUGCGGGGGGUCAGACCUCGGAUGCACUUCCUCCUGAUCCGAGUGCGUUACUCAGUGCACUGAGCAGUCCCGUUUGCAAGCUGCUGGCGUCCAGUUUGAGUCGUGCUGCGGCGCAGAACAAAACAGAUGACUCUCCUGCGUCCAGUAUCACUAUCGAUGGACAAGCUACUGGAAAUGAUCCAUCAUCCGUCUUACGCCGUCCAGAACAUCGUGGGCAUCGUGGACUGUUCCCCCGUUCGGACGUUGUAGGAGCAGCCUCCCCGCAUUCACCCAAUUCCGGUUGCUGUUCUCUAUCCAGUGUCGCCUCGCCCACUGAAACAAUGGACACGGCAGACUUUGAUGAAGCAGAUGACCGCAACAGGUCGGGUAGUGGAACAUCUCUGGUCUCGUCACUGUCUUCCCUAACCCCAGCGGAAGUGGCGACGGCUACCAAAGUGGCUCUGAUGAUGGUGCACCCAUUGGAAGCUCCGAAACGAGUCGCUUGUAAGGUUUGUCGCAAACGGUUUAAAAAUCAAUCGGCUCUUAAUGGACACAUGCGAUUGCAUGGAGGCUAUGGACCUGCAGGACUGGCUGCACCCCACACCGGAACUGUACGCAGUUCCGAGGAUCGUGCCGUCCCACCAGGAUCUACCACCGUUCAAAUAGACUCCUCAAACUCCCAGUUACGACCACCUGAGUCGCAGUCCUCCUCUUCUGGUCCAACAUCAACCUCAAGCUACUCUCCGCCUCUGCCUGCCGUUACAACCGCUCGACUUGGUCCGCAUGACGUGGCUCGGUUAGAUGAAGUCCUAGAAACACUUUCGACUGCUUGUUCCAAACAAUCUGUGGCCCCACACUCAGCAGUUCAUCUAGAUGAGGAUCGCGUCGGCUCAUCGUCGUGUACCGAUACUUGGAUUCUGGCUCAUCAUCAUCAACAACAACAACAACAGUGUCAAGUCAGUUCAAAUAACAUCAACAACCAGUGUCAAGUCAGUUCAAAUAAAUGCAGCCAGCAAGCAGAGUCUGAAAAACUGCUCUUACUUUCUCCAGCUUAUCCAAGCCCACCAUGCUACCCUGGAAUUCGAAGUGAAACACGUCCACCAGCUGAACGGAGUUCUUGGCACAGUGGCCAGGCGUCUUGGUGGCAAAAUAACACCUCGGCGACUGGCGAAGGCAGCGCGUCCGCCGUCCAACCAAACAACAUUGUACCGACUGCGUGCCAUCCACCAUGGUGGAAUUGUCCAACUCCCAGUGGGGUUUCUGAACGUCUUCACAGUCGUGUGUCGGAAGAUCAGCAGUUGGCACCUAGUAGUAAUUCACGACGACCGACUAGCUCAAGCACUUCCGAGCGCAUUGGUAGUUCUAGGCCGCCAGUCCGGUCAGACCAUAAGUCUGAACGUGCCGGUUUGUUAGUGACUUCCAAUAGAAAUUGUUCUGAAGAUGAAUGGCGACAGCGAAUUUCCGAGGCAACCGGUCUGACAGAUGGCUACGAAAAUGUGGUGAACCGCAGAGAUUCAGAUCCACAAAUACAAGUGGAUGGGUGUACAACACAGCUCCAGCAACCGUUCCGUCCAGUGCCACUCCAUCAUCCUAACAGUUCAGUCUUCAACAAGUGCAACGUCGUCCCUAGAUCACUAUCUAACGCACCGCCCACUCUUGGUACUGCUGACGGUUCCAUAUGGUCAUCACGUGAUCUGCCACGCCCUCAGCUAACCUUGCCUACCAUUAACUCCUCCUCCUCAUGUGGUCAACAGACAAAUCCGGGUUUGGAUAACCAGUAUUCUCCUGUCACACCAGCUUCCGGUGGCACUUCGCUCCCCAUGGACUCCGGUGAACAUCCUAACACCGCGUUUGCUUUCCCUCCUAGUGAGCAGCACAUCCGAUCCUUGUCAACUGGUCUCCCAUCCCACUCCCGGAGCAUGGCACAGCAGUCCUUGUAUCCAUCGGACCAUUCGUUUAUUGGAAACAACCUCAAUAGUUCACAACUUGUGACGACGUUGGAUGCUGAGUCUGUUUCGUCGGGUCUCGCCCCACAACAACUGAAAGUUAGUAAUGAGGAUAUUUCACUGGACGCCCCCCAACCACCACCCAUUUCACAUGUGAAUCACCAGCAGCCAGCUCUACGUCACAGUGUGUCAAUUCCGCAACUGGGUCAUCUGGAAUUCCCCUGGCCCACCGCUUCGUUUUCGAAAUCUGAGUCUGGAUGUGCCGUGUCAACUCACACAAGUUUCGGUCGACAUCAGCAGCUGACCGUAGGCGCUACCACUGCGGCGUUUCAACCGCACUUCAAUUUGACGUGUUCUGUGAUGGAUUCGAUCUGCUGCAAUCCAUCAAGUACUCCUCGGUUGGGUUCUCCUAUGCUUUCGGUCAGUGGAGGCAAUGUGAGACCUAAGCCCCAUUCGGUCUCGUCCUGGGCACACCAUAGACAGAGUUGCCUUGAUAGUAAUCGAAACUGUCACAGCCAACUACGAUCGGAACAGCCGCUACUUGCAACACAUGUCGCUGCGCCGUUCCGUUCACACCCAAAUGCCCAUUCCUACAUCGGUUCUUCUGAUGGUGGUGCGUUUGGACCACGGAGACCGUCUUUACAACAUGAACAGCCAACGUCCCAUUUUACCCCACACACAAAGACGCAAGUCCCCACGCUUCAUUCUUCUCAGUCAUAUCCGGCUUUGGAAGAACGGCAUUCACUUCCGAUGGAUUAUACUUAUCAGCCAAAGCCACAUGCACAUCGCAAUCGAGCAUGUAACUACUCUGACACAAGUGAAGAUCCGGUAGGCUUCCCAGCACCUCGUUCCGGUCACCACCUGUUCCCACACAACCCUUACGAUGCUCUGACGACGCAGCAGUCCAUCAGUUCGAUGGAACCGGAGCGCACUCGUCACAUCUCUGCUCCUAUGGUACAACCGUAUGUGGGGUACUCUCAAUCACACAAUCAUAGCUCACAUGUCACAUUGGUUUCAAGCUCCUCAAGUGUAUUGCCCUUGCCGACCUUGGACGGGCAUCUGCAACAGACUCCAAGAGAAUCCACUAUGACGAGUUUUAUGUUGAGUGAACAGGACUCGAUCCGAAUGCGGGUUUCACCGGAUUUGGCUGCAAGCGAUGCGGUAGCCGAUCUGCUCAUGCAAAGUCAUAUCACAGAUCCGCAGAACUUUUCCUGCACGCCAAACCAACUCAAUAAAUCGGACAGCACGUCUCUGCACGACCCACUUCAUAUUGAUGCAGAUUACGCGAACCAGGUAGCCAAUGCGUGUUUUUCAACACCAACCCUCAACUCUAUCAGUGAUCCACUGAGGAUUAGUGCCGACCAGGUGAGGAGCAACGCGACAACCACCACCACACCGAAUUCAGUCAUCCAGGAGGAAGCCGUGGGCUGUGUUCCUCUGACUGGUCCGGAGCGCUUCGAGCUGGCAGACUUGGCUAUGGGGACAGGCAGCGCAGACGAAUCGGACAACUCCGCUGUUACUCGCUUAUCUAAAUCCCUGGCGGAAGAUAACUUGUUCCGGAACCCACACACCUUACCCCCUCCGAAGAAGUUCAAACGCAAGCCCGCCCCAAUUUUCAUCCCACCACAGACCAGUGCGAAUCUGUCCCGAUUGCGAUCGCCGCGUGUGUGGACCUCGGAGUGUUCGUCCAUGGGUUCUAGUCCGCCGCCGUAUACACCACCUCCAAUGCUCAGUCCGAACCGGCGUGGAUCCGGUCUAUUCUCUUCGCUUACGCGAUGGUCAUCUAUAACAAGCCCUCUUUCGCUGAAUCGCCGCAAUUCAAGUUACUACCCCACUUCAGCUACAGCUGACUACUUCCGACGACGGUCUCUGAUGAUCCCCUCAUUCGCCCAUGGUGGAACACCCACAGGCGAAUCGGAAGGUGCACUCAAGCGCAGCUAUCUCAGUAGUAUCACAGGUUCUAGUUCGUCGCAGACCAUCACCUGUUCGGCCGAACCUAAGAACAAUACCGAGGGUCGUCGAACCUUUGCUUUCCCUCGGCGAAGGCGUCAGUUGACUCCGAAAUCGGCCCCAAUGGUACUGCUAGACACGUCGUACAGUGAGAAGCUUGAUUUGAAUACCGGUUCGUCAUUGGCUCACCAACCACCCGCCCAGCAGGAUACCAGUACGGUAUUCGGCUACGAUGACGAAACGAUGCGCAAAUUCGCGGAAGCCGAUGCAGCUGAAAGGGCACGACGUCUUGGACGCCGCCGUUGCGAUACAGAUAGCCAUCGCCCCACAGAUAGUACCGGUAAAACCGCUCUGGAUACUUCUAGACAAGACGGAAUUCCCGUAAAGUUGUCGAAAUUAGAACAGGGAUGUGAUACCCUGAUGAAUUACAAAUCCGAAGAUGCUUUGGAGUUGGUCGAGGAUACACUGGCCGGAUUGGACGAGGAGAUGCACACAACCGAACUUUAUAUUGAAGAGGAUGAUGACCUUGACGAAGAAGAGGAAGAUGAAGGCUUACCCAGCAGCCUUAUUCCGUAA
Messenger RNA from Opisthorchis viverrini, 5118 nucleotides. RefSeq lists its product as hypothetical. The record is from RefSeq and is a predicted model, not a curated record. Bases 1 to 5118 code for a protein of 1705 amino acids. NCBI's taxonomy places the organism in Eukaryota, Metazoa, Platyhelminthes, Trematoda, Opisthorchiida, Opisthorchiidae. The transcript is spliced from 9 exons.